This is a messenger RNA of Oxyura jamaicensis (ruddy duck), 3204 nucleotides long. RefSeq names its product NADPH oxidase 3 (gene NOX3). The transcript is spliced from 14 exons. NCBI's taxonomy places the organism in Eukaryota, Metazoa, Chordata, Aves, Anseriformes, Anatidae. Gene Ontology annotation, cellular component: plasma membrane; NADPH oxidase complex. The record is from RefSeq and is a predicted model, not a curated record. Gene Ontology annotation, biological process: superoxide anion generation; defense response. The coding region runs from base 349 to 2052 and encodes 567 amino acids. Gene Ontology annotation, molecular function: superoxide-generating NAD(P)H oxidase activity.
AAAAAAAAAAAAGUGAAAGAAAAGAAAAAGCAAACAGGACAAUGUCAGUACAAGAGGACAAUUUAGUGACAGCAUCUCUCAUUUGCUGAGAAAUAACUUUGAGGAGAAGGACUGGACAAUGACCAGCAUUUUAUUUACACAGGUCACGAGACACGUCACUUGGGUGAUCUGCUCUUGUUGCAGAGUCCUUAAUUAGAAAAUUCCUAGAGAGCUCUUGCUCCUACUAGGUGCUUAUUAAAACCUAAAGACAAAAGGAGUUAGUAGAAAAGCCCGAGGAAUGGAUAGAGAACUCAGGUUACACUACAAGGCAAGAGUCACCUGCUCGUAGCAUAGGAAGAGGCACUCAGGAUGGCAUGUUGGAUUUUGAAUGAAAAACUCUCUGUCCUGUUAUUAUUGGUGUGGCUGGGAUUGAAUUUAUAUUUGUUUAUUGAUACCUUCCAUUGGUAUGAAGAUGAAGAUGCUUACACUUAUACACGGACUAUGCUGGGAUCAACGCUGGCUUGGGCAAGAGCUUCUGCAACGUGCCUUAAUUUUAACUGCAUGCUAAUCCUGUUACCAGUCAGUAGAAAUCUUAUUUCAUUCUUAAGAGGAGCAAACAUUUGCUGUGGAGGAGCACUGAGGAGACAGCUUGACAAAAACAUCAUAUUUCACAAGAUGGUUGCCUAUGGAAUAUCUGUAAAUGCAACCAUCCAUAUUGUUGCCCACUUGAUCAACAUUGAGCGGUAUCAUAACAGCCAGUCAAAAGAAGCAGGGGAGUUACAGAAAAAACUUUCUGGCCUUGGCAAGAGCCCAAAUGAAAGCUACUUGAACCCAAUCAGAACCUACGAAAUGAAUACAACAAGAGAGGUGCUGACCACCAUAGCUGGAGUAACUGGAGUUGUGAUAACUGUGGCUCUUGUUUUGAUCAUGACUUCAUCCACAGAGCUCAUCAGAAGGUCAUGCUAUGAGGUGUUCUGGUAUACCCACCACCUCUUUGUGGUUUUCUUUAUUGGUUUAAUAAUCCAUGGUAUGGGUCAGCUAAUCCGAGGUCAGACAUCCCAGAGUCUGCUGCUUCAUAAUGUCACUUACUGUAAAGAUCACUACUUGGAAUGGGAGAAAGUCACUCAGUGCCCUUUGCCGCAGUUUUCCGGCAAGAAACCUGUGGCUUGGAAGUGGGUUUUAAGUCCUGUGGUGUUGUAUAUCUGUGAAAGAAUUGUUAGAUUCUGGAGAUUUCAACAGGAGGUGGUCAUUACUAAGGUGGUGACACAUUCUUCUGGAGUCCUUGAGCUUCACAUGAAGAAGCAUGGCUUUAAAAUGGAAGCUGGUCAGUAUAUCUUUCUGCAGUGCUCAUCAGUGUCAUUGCUGGAGUGGCACCCCUUCACCCUCACCUCAGCUCCUGAGGAAGACUUCUUCAGUGUCCACAUCAGGGUGGUUGGGGACUGGACUGCAGCCCUCUUCAAGGCUUUUGGAGCAGAGGAAAAAGCUUUAAAGGAGUUGGGGAUGUUACCAAGGCUAGCUGUGGAUGGACCAUAUGGAUCUGCAACCACAGAUGUUUUUCACUACGGAGUGAGUGUGUGCAUUGCUGCAGGGAUAGGAGUCACACCGUUUGCCUCUGUUUUAAAAUCCAUUUGGUACAAGUGCUGCAAUCCUAACACAGUACUGGCACUGCAGAAGGUUUAUUUUUACUGGAUCUGUCGGGACCCAUCUGCAUUUGAGUGGUUUGCUGAUCUUCUGUUCCUUUUGGAAACAAAAAUGGCUGAAAAAGGGAAAAAUGAUUUUCUAAGUUAUCAUAUAUUUCUUACUGGCUGGGAUGAAAGUCAGGCUACUCACAUAGCCCUACAUUAUGAUGACACGAUGGAUGUAAUUACUGGUUUGAGACAGAAGACCUUCUAUGGAAGGCCAAACUGGGACAAUGAGUUCAAGCAGCUAGCCGAAAAACAUCCUAGCAACAGUAUUGGAGUAUUCUUCUGUGGACCCAAGACUCUCUCUAAGAUCCUUCAAAAGAUGUGCAGCUCUUAUUCAUCAGUUGAUCCAAGAGGAGUUCAGUUUCACUACAAUGAAGAAAGUUUCUAGGCUACCUUCUGAGGUGGCUGCUUGGUGUAGGUGUACAGUUCAGGCCAGCUACUGAGCUGUCUGACAACCGUGUGGCAAACAAACCAGCCAGGGGCCAGCAGUCCCUGGAGUCACAUCUUCUAACGUGGUGGGACUAGUGUAAAGCUGUGCAUGCCACAGUUCAACCAAUGGUGCUGUCUCCAAGAGAUGACUGUCUCCAGCUGGUUCGGUGAGCCAGCCUUGCAGCACAUUGUGUGUCAAAGUGAUGAAACUAUGGCCUUCAUGAGAGCCCAAUCUUUACUCCCACCUUCUAAUGUCUCCCAUUGGCACAAGAGCUGCCAUUGCUAUAGUUCCUGUCCUCCAAAAGAGGUGCUUCCCUCGUAGCUUUGCAUUGCUCAUCCUCCAAGUCUACCCGAGUGUAUAAUCACUGCCUUUCAAGACCUGAUGUUGUCUUGCACCUUCAAGUACUAUUUGUACUUAUCUUUGUGACUUCAGCACUGUUAAGCAUGUGUAACAUCAGAUCACUUUAGAAGGAUGGGGGAAACAACAUAAAAAAUGUGGGACUCAUGCAAGCUAGAAAACCAUGGAAAAUAUUUCCUUACUUUGCUCCCUCAGCACAGAAUGUUAAAGAAAAACUACACCCAAAUUGGCCUGAGGUGUAGUGAAGUUCACUAGGAUCACAUAAGGCAUUUACCCAGCCACAUAAUAAAGGUGGGAGGCAGAAAACAUCCUGUGUAUAUCUUGAAUAAGAUGAAUGACAACGCUAUAUAUGUACGCUUAUACAUACACGCAUGGGAAAUGCCCACUAGAGGGGACAUAGCUUUAUAGACAAAAGAAACAAUAAUAAAAAUUAUGUCACAGAGGACUACAAGAUUAUUUUAUAUCUUUUUUAUUGGAGGUUAAUGGUAUGUGUGAAGUGAGCUUGAUCUACAAGAUACGGUUGUAUUAUUAUUAAGUUUAGGGCAAUGGAUCUUUAUUUUAAAAUUGUUGAAGUUUUCUUAAACGCCUGCCUGUGUGAAAUGAUUAAUGUGGUGCAUACUGUGUAGCAGUAGAGUGAGUGGAGAAUUAGAGCCUCUGCCAGUUCACCUAGAGGCAUUUAUCUUUUAUUUUUUUCCCUAGUGCCCGUGCUGAGCCUCAGGGUAAGCUGACACAUUUUUUAAUAUAAAUUAAGCU